Centropristis striata (black sea bass) is the source of this 2070-nucleotide messenger RNA. It is a transcript of the gene lrit3a, whose product is annotated as info leucine-rich repeat, immunoglobulin-like and transmembrane domains 3a. Gene Ontology annotation, molecular function: protein binding. The record is from RefSeq and is a predicted model, not a curated record. The coding region runs from base 73 to 1989 and encodes 638 amino acids. The transcript is spliced from 4 exons. NCBI's taxonomy places the organism in Eukaryota, Metazoa, Chordata, Actinopteri, Perciformes, Serranidae.
CUCAAUGAAUCCGGAUGUCUUUUUUCCUGAUCUUUUCUCAAUGUGAGAACUGUUGGUGCAUUCGAUGAAAACAUGCGUCAACUUCUCUAUGUGCAUGUAUUCUUAUGCUGCCUCAGUACGGCUCAUCCCUUCUGUCCAGCCCAGUGCACCUGUGUCUUCCAUGGACGUACCGAUGGAGCAGGAAGCAGAUCGGUGCUCUGCAAUGAUCCAGACAUGUCUGAUAUCCCCGUCAACGUCCCUGUGGAUACAGUCAAACUUCGGAUUGAGAAAACCAUGGUACGGCGAAUCCCAACAGAAGCUUUUUACUACCUGGUGGAGCUACGCUACCUGUGGAUUACUUACAAUUCCAUAAGCUCAGUGGAUACUGCAAGUUUCUACAACCUCAAAGUGCUUCACGAGCUGAGGCUGGAUGGAAAUAUGAUCUCUAUAUUUCCUUGGGAGUCUCUUAGAGAGAUGCCCAGCCUGAAGACGCUGGAUCUACACAACAACAGGAUCACCAACGUCCCCAUUGACGCAAUACCUUACUUCCUCAACAUUACCUACUUGGAUUUGUCCAGCAAUAAAUUGGCCACCUUGCCCUCUGAGCUCAUGGAUAUCUGGCCCCCCUUCAAUGGAGCACCCAUCUCUACUAAUACCUCCCAGAAAGUUGUGUUAGGCCUCCAAGAUAACCCCUGGUACUGUGACUGUAAAAUCUCCAAGCUGAUUGAGCUUUCCAAAAUGACUGGCACACCGGUGGUUUUGAUGGACCUUUUCAUGACCUGCAGUGGACCAGAGAAUCUGGCAGGUGUCCCUUUUCAGCGUGCUGAACUUGACAAUUGUGUGAAACCAUCCGUUAUGACAUCUGCAACAAAGAUCACAUCCACUUUGGGCAGUAAUGUUCUCCUGCGAUGCGACACUACGGGGUUUCCAACGCCAGCUCUUUACUGGGCUAAAUCUGAUGGCUCACAAGUCAACAACACAGUCCAGGAGUCACCUGGAGAUGGCAUCAGAUGGUCCAUCAUGAGCUUGCAUGGAAUACUUUUCAAAGACGCCGGGAACUACAGUUGCAAAGCUAAGAAUGUUGCUGGCAAUGCAGAAGCUACCAUUUCUCUCUCGGUUGCCGGUGACCUCGGUACCACCAUCCCUCCACUGAAGCCUAGCAUCGAAACGGAAGCAACAAGCCAAAGCACAACAUUCACACCCCCAACGGUCACUCCUGACUUGCCCAUAUUCACAACCACAGUUCUUCCAAGAUUAUCAACAACAUCUGCUGCCCCUAAGAAGAUGAGAACUACCACCAGCAGCAGUUCACAGAAAGGCUCAUUAAAACAAGGAAAAACCCAGCAAGGAGGUAAUGGGAGAAAGCUUGCAGCUGAUGAAAAGAGCAAGAAAAGUGAUGCAAAGUCUGUCAAAGACCUUAAAAUUGUAGAAGAAACAUCGGACACUGCAGUGUUGCUCUGGACAGCAGAUGGGUUACCCAAUGAUGCCCCACUUACAGUCGUAUACUCACCGUAUGAUGAGGAUGACUCCAAAAGGACAUUGGAGACUAACGCUGGCAUUGGGAAAGUGCUCCUAGAAGGACUGUCUUCUGGGAUGAGGUACUCAGUGUGCCUCGUAGCGAAAGGUAGCGCUGCUGGAAAAGAUCCUUGCAUUGACUUCUACACGCUGGACAAUGUAGAGGAUAGUGGGCAGAGCCAGUUUUUCAUCAUCGUAAGCGGCAUUGCCUGUGCUUUGGUUUUGUCUGUUAUUGCACUGUUGCUCUACAAGAUUCUCGCUCUGUACUGCAAGGGACACAGCACACCUUUGGACCCAGAGGAGCUUGAAAAAGACAGCUAUGUCAAGUUUGAGACAAUUUCAAUGAAACAAAGGACCUUGAAUCCUCAUCCAACUGAGCUUUGGGCAAGGAGAGCGACUCGUGAAUCAGAGCGAAUGCUCCUGUGCUCCAGGUCGAGCAUCGACUCCCAGAUGACGUAUAAGAGCGACAGUUCCCGGUCUGAGUAUCUCUGCUGAUGCCAGGAAUCCAUGGCCAAUGUCCAAACGGCAUGCUAGCAACAUGUUCUGCCUUUGAAUGACACUGAUUAACUCUGAAAU